This is a messenger RNA of Protobothrops mucrosquamatus (brown spotted pit viper), 1607 nucleotides long. Its product is annotated as cytochrome c oxidase assembly protein COX20, mitochondrial. Bases 219 to 575 code for a protein of 118 amino acids. The record is from RefSeq and is a predicted model, not a curated record. Lineage: Eukaryota; Metazoa; Chordata; Lepidosauria; Squamata; Viperidae. The transcript has 4 exons. Gene Ontology annotation, cellular component: mitochondrion; mitochondrial inner membrane. Gene Ontology annotation, biological process: mitochondrial respiratory chain complex IV assembly.
CCUGUUCGCAAUCUCUAGACCUAAAAUGGCGUCAGUUCAAUCUCCCAACACCAUAGAGAUAAAGGAGAGGCCGAGUCAGGAAAAAAAGGCGGACGGGAAAGGCGAGUGGGUAGAGCGGCUGUUUUUUCAGCAUAAGGCCUCUCUUGCCUAUCGCGGCAUUCUGACUCGCUGGUCGUAGUUCUGAGUCUGGACAGGGUGAAAAGCCCGGCGCUUAUUUGAUGAUGGCGACGGAGGAAGAGACUAAGAUUUCUAAGAAGUCCUUUCUGCAGGAAAUGCUGGAAAUCCAUAAAAUUCCUUGUGCUCGACAAUCAUUUCUUUAUGGAAUAUUGGGUGGUCUAGGUAUAGGGCUUGGACACUUUUUGGCAACUAGCAAAGUGAGACGAUCCUAUCACUUGGGAGUAGGAGGUUUCUUUGUGACGACGUUAGGAUGCUGGUUCUAUUGUAGAUACAGCAAUGCAAAACGAAGAUUCCAGCAACGCAUGGUUCAAGAAGCGAUAAAAAACAAGAUACUGUUUGAAGGAACUGAGUUUGAUCCUACAAUGAAGAAGGAAACAAAUCAUGAAAAAAGCCGUUAAGUUUUGGCAAUGCCAUUAAACUAUUUUGUACCGAUUAUGUGCAAUUACAGUAUGAACUUUACUGCAAUUUGAUAAAACAUUUCUUUAUUGUGAAAUUCAGUUUUUUAUUCUCAUUUUACCACUGUAUGUAAAUAUGCUGCUUUGAGAGCAUGGUAGAAAUCUUUCAAAGUAACGCAUUCUAGCAAUGUUUUUUCUGAUGAAUUAAAAAUAUAGUAAUAGCACAUUGAAAGCUUUAUCCAUUGGACAAAAUAGCAAAAACUAAAGGACAAUAGUGGUUACUUUGCUCUUAAUGAAGUACAGCAGUCUUUUUUUAAAUUUCUCACAGCUACUGCCUGUGUGCAAUUUCCCUGCUGUUCUCAGUACCUAUUUUAAUAGGAAAUGGAAAAGCACUGUUUGCCUGAACUCAUGUUACAAAGUACAAAUAUAUUUUGAUGCUAGAACUUUUGAUGAUCGUGCAAAAUAUUUACCGGAUUCUGUUAGCCAUACCUCUGUUCUGUAGAUUUCAGUCUUUUUCUAAAUUGCUAUUUGUUUUUUGCCUUUUUAGAAUUUUUCAUCUGUAAAGGUGCAGUGUCUGAGGCCCUUAGUUUCUAAGAAUUGUUGCUUGAUUUAUAUACAGUAAUGCGCAUGGAUUUUUUUUAUUUGAAACAUUUCCACUGAUGAGAGCCAGAUGUAGCUGGAUGACAUCGGGCCAAGUCAUUCCUUCAGUCAUUAGUGCAGGCUUUGCAUCAAGCUGGUGUAUGCAUAGCAUGUAUCUACCACCUAUCACUUUUUUAAAAUUGGCAUUCUUUGUUAUAAAGGAUCCAAAUAGUUGAAAAUACAUUUUACCAAAGUAUACUAGAAUAUAUUGUUACUGAUCUCUUGAUGACCUACUGAUCUUGUGGAAUAUUUUAUUGCUAAAAGAAAAUGAUUUGUCUCAAUUUUAAUUGAAAAAAUGUACACCUAGUAAAAAAACAUAGUAUGUUCAGUUAAUUGCAUAUUGGUGUACAAAGUAUUUGUAAAGAACACAAUAAAUUAAUGAAUGUAUGCUUUUAA